Messenger RNA from Lagopus muta (rock ptarmigan), 2833 nucleotides. RefSeq names its product ERGIC and golgi 2 (gene ERGIC2). NCBI's taxonomy places the organism in Eukaryota, Metazoa, Chordata, Aves, Galliformes, Phasianidae. The transcript has 15 exons. The coding region runs from base 313 to 1446 and encodes 377 amino acids. Gene Ontology annotation, cellular component: membrane; endoplasmic reticulum; COPII-coated ER to Golgi transport vesicle. Gene Ontology annotation, biological process: endoplasmic reticulum to Golgi vesicle-mediated transport; retrograde vesicle-mediated transport, Golgi to endoplasmic reticulum. The record is from RefSeq and is a predicted model, not a curated record.
GGGCGGGCGCCUCCCGCCGGCAGCGGAGCGGAGCGGGGCCAUGGUGAGCGCGGCGGGCGGUGGGCAGCGCUUCGCGGCUCCCUUCUCUUCCUCCUCCCUCCUCCUCCUCCUCGCGGCCUCGCCCGCCGCGCCGGGCAGCGCCGAGAGACGCCUGAGCAUAUAAUGUGCCCAUGUUGCCUCGAUGCAGGGGCCGAGAGCAGUUUGAAAUCUUCCUGAUUUAGGCAACCAGUUAGAUACUCUUUGCUAAGUCAGUGACUUCCAUGCAUUGUCAGAGGGAUUAUAUGAAGGAGGAAGUGGAGGAGUGUGCUGAAGAUGAGGCGACUGAAUCGGAAGAAGACCUUGAAUUUGAUGAAAGAGUUGGAUGCCUUCCCGAAGGUUCCUGAAAGCUAUGUGGAGACCUCAGCAAGCGGGGGAACAGUUUCUCUGAUAGCAUUUACAACAAUAGCUUUCCUGACUAUAAUGGAAUUUACGGUGUAUCGGGACACGUGGAUGAAGUAUGAAUACGAAGUAGACAAGGAUUUUACAAGUAAACUUAGAAUCAAUAUUGACAUUACAGUUGCCAUGAGGUGUCAGUAUGUGGGGGCUGAUGUUCUGGAUUUAGCAGAAACAAUGGUUGCCUCUGCAGAUGGCCUCAUCUAUGAACCAGUAGUAUUUGAUCUCAGCCCACAACAAAAGGAAUGGCAAAGGAUGCUGCAGCUCAUUCAGAGCAGGCUGCAGGAAGAACACUCUCUUCAAGAUGUGAUAUUCAAAAGUGCUUUUAAAAGUGCUUCUACAGCACUGCCACCACGGGAAGAUAAUUCAUUAGAGUCUCCAGAUGCAUGCAGAAUUCACGGUCAUCUGUAUGUCAAUAAAGUGGCAGGGAAUUUUCACAUAACUGUGGGCAAGGCUAUACCACACCCUCGAGGCCAUGCUCACUUGGCAGCCCUUGUAAGCCAUGAGUCUUAUAACUUCUCACAUAGAAUAGAUCAUCUGUCAUUUGGAGAGCUUAUUCCAGGAAUUAUCAAUCCCUUGGAUGGAACAGAAAAAAUAGCAUCAGAUCACAACCAGAUGUUCCAGUAUUUUAUCACAGUUGUGCCAACCAAACUCCAUACAUACAAAAUUUCAGCAGAAACUCAUCAAUUUUCAGUGACAGAAAGGGAAAGAGUAAUUAACCAUGCAGCUGGCAGUCAUGGAGUGUCAGGAAUAUUCAUGAAAUAUGAUAUCAGUUCCCUUAUGGUGACAGUGACAGAGGAACACAUGCCUUUUUGGCAGUUCUUAGUACGGCUCUGUGGCAUUAUUGGGGGAAUUUUUUCAACUACAGGAAUUUUACAUGGCUUUGGAAGAUUUGUAGCAGAAGUUAUUUUUUGCCGUUUCAGACUGGGCUCCUACAGAUCUACAAUGGACCCACUUCCCGAUGGCCACACAAGCAACCACUUACCUCUAACUACGGACAACAGCACGCAUUAGCACCUCCUGGCAGAGUUCUCUUUCUUCCUGCCUGAUACAGAAGACAUUUUUUAUAAUAAUGAGAACAUUGUGCAAUAUGCAGAGACCAUGCUGAUGGGCAGUGGAAAGUGAAGCUUCUACAAAAACAAAUGGCAAUUUAUGUAACUCUUUGUCUUUUUAAGUGCAUAUGGAGUCAUGGGAGGUUGUGAGACCGGUGCCGUGGACCAUCUUCUGCAGUUUAAAGGAGCGUUCCUGCCACAACAGUAUUUGUGGUCAAGCUGAAUGGUUUUGACUGUCAUCAGCCACUGGAGGGUGUGCUUAGUGAUCUCAGUUCUGUGCCUGGGAGGCUGGCGGCUGCAGUGAGAGAACAACUGGGAUGUGUGGAGGGCUGGGCAGCAAGCAAAGAGGGACAGUAGUAAAGCUGGAGUUUUCUCUUAGGUUUGCAGACUGAGUUUGUGUUUUCUUGUUCUUUUUUAAUGGCUGAGGGUGGGGGGGGGCUGAGAUACAAGCGGGGAGCAAAUCUAGAAAAUCCUGAAGGCAGCUCUGGAGUAAGAUGGAGCCCAAGCCAUACUGUUGGUCAUAGCCUCUGCCUGUCUGUAGUCUCACAUUCCUUAGAGGAAGAAACACAAUGCAGAGCAGGACAGUUCCUCUGUCUUCAUACAGCUGCUUAGCGAGCACUUCUGGUGUUUGUUGUGAAAGUGGCCAAGGCCUCUGAAAAUGGGUUCCAGUGUGCCUGGCACUGUUUUUGAAUUGGAAUCAGAAGCCUUUUAAAUGAGGUAUCUGAGCGUAGUUUUGACUCCUUUAGAAAAGAUGAGGUAACUCUCUAUAUGCUCCUUUCUUAGUUAAGAAGUUGCUUUAAUGCAACUUUCCUUGUACCGUUGCUGCUAGCAUGCAAGCCAUGGUAUGUAAAUCCAGAGUAUGGAGGGCAAAAGAGCCAGGGACUGCCUUGCUUUGGUUCAGUUACACAUCACAGGAACAUGGAACUGGUGGGGAAGCCUGCUAGUCCAGAUGGAGUGGGGUUGGUUUGAUCUCCAGGCAGGAGGUGGCUUCAGGGAAUCGGAAUCAUUUUGCUGCAAACAAAUGGGGAGAAGGGAUAUGCAGAGUCCAUCCUUACUGUUCAUGAAGGUUUUUGUAAAAUAAACAAAAAGCAAUAUCAGUUUAUAUUGUUAAUAUGCUAUUGAGAGUGAGUGUUAUUAAUGCAGCUGGUGGUGCUUUGAGAAACUGAAGACCCUCCUCUUACAGCUGAACUAUGGGCAUACACCUGUGCUUAAACAGUUAUUUUCCCCAGGAUAAAAAGUAACAUUAGUGUGAUUCCUUCUCAGCAAAACUGAUCUAAUAGCAUAUUAUGAGAUUAUGCUGACCUUGGCAUUGCCAGGGACAAAGGAAAAUAAAAGGCUUUGUGACAUUG